GGACAGCUAAUUCAAACAUUUUUGUGGCUCUUUUGGUGUAAAGUUGUCUUUCUUUAACUGUUUUAUUUUCUAUUACAAAUGUGGCAAAACCCCAGUGGUGCUACCAGCCUGUUGGGCAUUUUGGCUGUCAACGAGAAGUCCGAGGUCUGUUGUUACAGGUGCGGGGCUACACCUGGCACCCCAGUGGCGAGGGCCUUAGUGACCUGCCCUGUUGGGCAUGUGUGGCAAAGUGCUGCAGCAGGACCACAGCCCCGCCCACCCUGGAUCUGAGACACGUGACCAGCUCUCCGCCUGGCUCGUGGCAGUGGGAGCGCAGCGGGUCCGUACAGCGCAUCACCAAAAUCCUCCUCCUCAUUAUCAUCAUCAGAGGAUUAUCUUCACGCAACUUUCACUGCUUGUUGACAUUACAGAUUCUGCUGUUUCUAACAUGAGGAAAAAUGGUUGCUUAACCCCACAAUUCAAGAAUGAAUAUUACUGAAAAUGUUAUUUGUUUUUUGAAGAUGCCUUAUUGUGUCUAAGUGUGCAUAAAUAGAUAUGCCCACUGUUGACACAACAGAGUAAUGACUGUAAAAAGGAAAUAGAAGUCAGAAGACCAAGCAAUGAGUGAUUUUUGCUGAUAUAUGUAGUGAAGCUUAAUGAUUUCUGGAGAAUGCUCGUUGUAAAAAGUAAGGGGUUGAUGGCUGAAUUGCCAGCAGAUCCAUUGUUGUUUCUACAAAGCAGCACUUAAAGAAAUCAGCUAGAAAUUGCUAUUAGGGGUCCAGCAUUGGUAUUUAAUCUGGAAGCAAUUGAGAACUGUAGAGACCAUUAGCUUCUGCAUCAUGGUGCUACCAGUGUGGCACAGUGCUUGCUUACUCUGGGUGGGACUGUUUGUCUGUACCAUGGUGGAUGCCAGCGCUAGCCUGAAAUUCUCCGGGGCUGAGGGUCAGUGGGUAGCUUUUCCAAUGUGGAACGCCUGCUGUGAUAGCGAAAUGAGCUUUAACAUGAAAACCAAGAGCUCGCAGGGGCUUUUGGUGUACUUUGACGAUGAAGGAUUCUGCGAUUUUCUUGAGCUGCUGAUGAACAGCGGAAAACUCAGCCUGCGCUUCUCCAUAUUCUGCGCCGAGCCUGUCACAGCCUUCUCGGAGGUGGAGGUCAACGAUGACCAGUGGCACACCAUCACUAUAAAAAGGAACUUCCGGAACACCACUCUGAUUGUGGACAGUGAAGUAAAGUGGGUGGAGGUGCAGUCCAAGAGACGAGACAUGACCGUGUUCAGUCAUUUGUUCUUAGGAGGAAUACAGCCAGAGCUACGUUCUGUGGCAUUGAGGCUUACUUCAAAUGUAGUCAAGGACCAGGUUCCGUUCAAAGGGUGGAUAACAGACUUAAAAGUCAACGACUCAGCACCGGCUAUUUUCAGUAGUGCAGGGGUGGAGACUGAUGCAUGUGAUGAGGAAAACAUCUGCCUGAACGGAGGAGUUUGCAGCUUUGUGGACAAUGAACCGAUCUGCAACUGCUCUGAGACUGGAUUUCAGGGGAAGGACUGCAGUGAAGGGCUGCGGCGGAUCCGGAGUCUUCCCGAAAACACUGGAGGCAAGAGGGGGCUACACCAUAAACAGGGUGGCAUUCCAUCUCAGGAAGACAACCAAGUAGAAGGUCUGGCACACCUGAUGAUGGGAGACCAAGGGAAAGAAGAAUAUGUGGCGACCUUCAAAGGCUCUGAAUACUUUUGCUACAACCUGUCACAGAAUCCGAUUCAGAGCAGCAGCGACGAGAUCACGCUCACGUUCAAGACGCUGCAGAGGAACGGACUGAUGCUGCAUACGGGAAAAUCGGCCGACUACGUCAACUUGGCACUGAAAAACGGGGCGGUUUCGCUUGUCAUUAAUUUGGGGUCUGGGGCCUUUGAGGCCCUUGUGGAGCCAGUCAAUGGAAAAUUUAAUGACAAUGAUUGGCAUGAUGUCAAAGUAACAAGGAAUCUCCGUCAGCAUUCAGGCAUUGGACACGCUAUGGUAACGAUAUCCGUGGAUGGGAUUCUUACCACCACUGGGUACACGCAGGAGGACUACACCAUGCUAGGCUCCGACGAUUUUUUCUAUGUUGGAGGAAGCCCUAGCACUGCUGACCUGCCUGGAUCGCCUGUUAGCAACAACUUUAUGGGCUGCCUUAAGGAGGUGGUGUACAAAAACAACGACGUUCGACUAGAACUUUCCAAGCUGGCCCUGUUGGGUGACCCCAAGAUGAAGAUCCACGGCGUAGUGGCCUUCAAAUGUGAAAAUGUGGCCACUCUGGACCCGAUCACCUUCGAGACACCAGAAUCAUUCAUCACACUGCACAAGUGGAAUGCAAAGAAGACCGGGUCCAUCUCCUUCGACUUCCGCACCACUGAACCCAACGGACUUCUUCUGUUUAGCCACGGGAGACCGAGGCAGCAGACCAAAGAGGCAAAAAGCCCAGUCACACUCAAGGUGGACUUUUUUGCAAUCGAGAUGCUGGAUGGACAUCUGUACCUGCUGCUGGACAUGGGUUCGGGGACUACCAAGACACGAGCAGUGAACAAGAAGGUUAACGAUGGGGAGUGGUACCAUGUGGACUUCCAGAGGGACAGAAGAUCAGGUACCAUCUCAGUAAACACCAUUCGCACACCCUACCAGAUGCCAGGAGAAAGUGAGAUCCUUGACCUGGACGAUCACCUGUACCUGGGUGGCCUUCCUGAGAACCGGGCAGGCCUGGUCUUCCCCACUGAAGUGUGGACAGCCCUGCUCAACUACGGCUUUGUAGGCUGCAUCCGUGACCUCUUUGUUGAUGGACAGAGUAAGGACAUCAGGCGGAUGGCUGAGGUACAGAAGGCUGCAGGGGUGAAGCCUUCUUGCUCCAAAGAGCCACCUAAGCAGUGUGUGAGUGACCCCUGCCAGAAUAACGGCAUCUGCAGGGAGGGCUGGAACCGCUACAUCUGUGACUGUGCUGCAACUGGAUUCCUGGGGUUGUCGUGUGAGAGAGAUGCCACUGUCCUGAGCUAUGAUGGCAGCAAGUUCAUGAAGAUCCAGCUACCAGUAGACAUGCACACUGAGGCUGAGGAUGUGACAUUGAGGUUUCGAUCCCAAAGGGCCUACGGUGUCCUCGUGGCGACCACGUCCAGAAACUCAGCUGAUACUCUGCGGUUAGAGCUGGAGAGCGGGCGCGUUCGUCUUACUAUCAACCUAGACUGUAUCAGGAUUAACUGUACCUCCAGCAAGGGGCCCGAGACACUCUUUGCUGGGCAGAAUCUAAACGAUAAUGAGUGGCACACGGUUCGGGUCAUGAGGAGAGGAAAGAGCCUGCAGCUGACAGUGGAUGACCUGCAGAUUGUCGAAGGUGAGAUCCCAGGUGACCACACCCAGCUAGAAUUCCAUAACAUCGAGACGGGCAUCAUUACAGAAAAGCGUCACCUGUCUACAGUGCCCUCUAACUACAUCGGGCACCUUCAGAGCCUGGUCUUCAAUGGCAUGGCAUACAUCGACCUGUGCAAAAACGGCGACAUAGACUAUUGUGAGCUGAACGCCAUGAUCGGCUACAAGAACAUCAUCGCUGACCCGGUCACCUUCAAGUCACGCUCCAGCUACAUGUCUCUGAGCACACUGCAGGCCUAUUACUCCAUGCACUUAUUCUUUCAGUUUAAAACUACCUCAUCUGACGGCCUCAUUUUCUACAACAGUGGAGACGGCAACGACUUUAUCGUAGUGGAACUCGUCAAGGGUUACCUCCACUAUGUGGCGGAUCUGGGUAAUGGCGCCCACCUCAUCAAAGGAAACUCCAACAAGCCUUUGAAUGACAACCAAUGGCACAAUGUCAUGAUCUCCAGAGACACCAACAACCUGCACACUGUCAAGAUCGACACCAAAGUCACCACCCAGACCACUCUGGGAGCCAAAAACCUUGACCUGAAGGGUUAUUUCUAUGUUGGUGGGGUGGCCAAGGAGAUGUACAAGGAGCUGCCUAAACUGGUCCAUGCCAGGGAGGGUUUUCAGGGCUGCUUGGCAUCAGUGGACCUUAACGGCCGCCUUCCAGACCUUAUCUCAGACGCUAUCUCCUGUGUGGGUCAGAUAGAGAGAGGUUGUGAAGGGCCGAGUACCACUUGCCAGGAGGACUCUUGUGCUAAUCAGGGGGUUUGCCUGCAGCAAUGGGAAGGAUUCAGCUGUGACUGUAGUAUGACUUCUUUUGGAGGACCACUUUGCAACGAUCCAGGAACAACGUACAUAUUUGGCCGCGAGGGAGGACGGAUCGUAUACACAUGGCCACCUAACGACAGGCCGAGCACCAGGGCGGACAGACUGGCACUGGGUUUCAGCACUCAGCUCAAAGAUGCUCUGCUUAUUAGAGUGAACAGCACAUCCGGAUUGGGCGACUAUCUCAAACUACACAUCGUAAACGGCCACGUGGCAGUGAUUUUUAACGUGGGCACCGACGACAUCAACAUUGAGGAGAAGUCCAAAUUUGUGAAUGAUGGCAAGUACCACGUGGUGAAGUUCACGAGGAGCGGGGGUAAUGCCACGCUGCAGGUGGAUGACCUGCCAGUCAUUGAGCGCUACCCCACAGGCAACAUUGAUAACGAACGACUGGCGAUCGCUAGGCAGCGAAUCCCAUAUCGACUUGGUCGAGUAGUUGACGAAUGGCUACUCGACAAAGGUCGCCAGCUCACCAUUUUUAACAGCCAGUCUACCAUCCAGAUAGGCAGCUGGAAGCAGGACAAAGGCCCAUCGUUCCAGGGCCAGAUGUCAGGGUUGUACUACAACGGCCUCAAAGUGUUUAACAUGGCGGUGGAAGGUGACUCCAACGUACGCGUAGAAGGUAGCGUGAGGCUGGUCGGCGAGGCGCCUUCCUCUUCCUCCUCUUCGUCCUCGUCGUCUUCUUCAUCCAUCACGCCACAGUCUAACGCAUCCACCUCGAUCUUGGAGACGACCACCACCAGCACCACCACAACAGCAUCUAGUCGACGAGUCAAGCAAACCACGCCAAGAGAGACGCAACAGACAACAGACGACUUGUUGGUGGCGUCGGCCGAGUGUCCGAGCGAUGACGAGGACAUUGAUCCGUGUGAGCCGAGCUCAGGUGGGUUAGCGAGUCCGACAGGUCCAGGCCUGAAGGUCUACCCCGACCCAGUGGAGGUGGUAUGGGAGUCCAGCAGCACCACGGGCAUGGUGGUGGGAAUCGUUGCAGCAGCCGCCCUGUGCAUCCUGAUUCUCCUGUAUGCAAUGUACAAGUACCGCAACCGCGAUGAGGGCUCGUACCGGGUGGACGAGAGCCGCAACUAUAUCAGCAACUCGGCUCAGUCCAACGGUACCGUGCUCAAGGAGAAGCCUACCACCGUAGCCAAGAGCACCACGAAGAGCAAGAAGAACAAGGACAAAGAGUAUUACGUUUGAUCCUCCUUUCACUGGACGUGUGCCAGAUCUACAGGACUUUGAGGACUUUUUUUCUCUGUAUGAAAGAAUAAUCUGAAAUCAUAUCCUGUGUAAGAUACAAGAACUUAAAGAACUCUGAAAAUAGUCGGAUUAUCUAAGAUAUUGCAUUUCACUUUGAGUUUUCUUCAGAUUACGGCCAGCACGGAAGGAGGCAGGGCUGGCACUGGUUCAGCCUGACAGCCGGACAUCUGAGGAGAAGAAAUACCUGAUAAUUACCCGAAAAGCAAAUUAUCAAUACAAACCCAUCUGGACCUCCAGCAUUUGGCCAACAAAAUGUGCAAAUCAGACUUAUUCAGGAAGAAAGGUGUCACAAGUCAUCAAUGUUCGUCCUGCCUGGACCUUCUCUCAUGAAGGACGAUGACAAUAAAGGAGACAGUACCUACGUCCAGGCUUCUGUCUAUGAAUUUUUUUGUUGCACCCUUUAUAGGAUCAGCAGCGAAUGUGAACUUUCACAAGUCUGCCAGUUAAAGUCUAUCAAGAGUGCAACAAAAAAAAGGUUCACCAAAAUCCAAAAGCAAUCUCAAAGCCCCAGGUUCUUCACUGGAGGGAACCUUACGACCAUAUAAACAGAGGUGUGAAUUUUAAGGUGAUGGAACCUGAAAACUUCGGGAACUUCAGGAACACUUAAUGCACGCAGCAGUAUCCUAUUACAUGUGUUUAUACAACACCUACAUCUAAAUGUGCUCUCUGGACUGUGACAGUGGUGUUUUAUAGCCUGUUGUAUAGACGCAAAUUAUACCUGCUCCCCCGUCAUUUCUUUUCUUUUCAGUAAUAAAAACUUCGAAAAAGACAAAAGAAAGUAAAUGUUAAGUGUUGCUAGAUAGUUUACCACAACACAAGAAAUGCUAGUCUUCAGUUGCUUUACACUUUUUUUAGGGUCUGUCCAGAAGGUAUAAUAAAUGAUAAACGUGUUCAUGACCUUGAUCAUGAAGAAUGUGUUUGAAGAGGAUUAUUGCAUUAGCUGUGUGGGAGGAAAAACUAAAUAUGUUCUACCAUAAUCAAUUCCUUUUACAGUACAACCACCGGCCAUGACGUCACCCUGCAUCAAUUCCUCACAAAACCACAAUCGUCAAAAGAAGAGAAGCUAUAAAUGAUGAUCUGUGGUAUCUGAAACCAUUUCAGUUUACAUCUGUAUGUCUUUCUUUCUGUCUGUCUGCCUGUCUCUAUCCGGUGCACCUGAGCUAAAGCAUCAUUAACUACAUUUUUGUUCGUUUGUUUUCUAAUUCUACCAGUGCUGUUCUUUUUCUACAGUAUUUUCUGUUGAAUUGUGAUUCUUUAUUGACCUCAAAGUACACAAUUUAUUAUAAAAAAUAGUUUUGAAAAAUUUAAUGAGCAAAUAAAAUAUUACAGAAGUGAACGCUA
Molecule: messenger RNA, 6779 nt
Organism: Trichomycterus rosablanca
Lineage: Eukaryota; Metazoa; Chordata; Actinopteri; Siluriformes; Trichomycteridae
Product: neurexin-1a-like
Exons: 25
Coding region: 819-5378 (1519 amino acids)
Source: RefSeq, a predicted model, not a curated record